Molecule: messenger RNA, 585 nt
Organism: Dioszegia hungarica
Lineage: Eukaryota; Fungi; Basidiomycota; Tremellomycetes; Tremellales; Bulleribasidiaceae
Product: AAA domain-containing protein
Exons: 4
Coding region: 1-585 (194 amino acids)
Cellular component (GO): nucleus; cytoplasm
Molecular function (GO): ATP binding; ATP hydrolysis activity; AMP kinase activity
Source: RefSeq, a predicted model, not a curated record
AUGACGACACACCACGAGCGCAAAUUUCCCGUCAUUCUGAUCACCGGUACACCCGGGACCGGCAAAUCCUUCCACUCCCUACUCCUUGCUCAAGCCCUCGAAUCAUCCUCCACUCCCCUGGUCCACCUCAACAUCGGCGAUAUAGUCAAAGAAAAGGGGUUCCACGAAGGAUGGGACGAGGAAUGGCAGAGCUGGACCAUCGAUGAGGAUAGAUUACUGGAUUAUCUGGAGGAGAUCAUAAAUCCAGAAGGAGGGGCUGCUGCUACUGGCUUCAUAAUAGAUCAUCAUGACCCCUCAUUGUUCCCCGAACGGUGGAUAGAUCUGGCCGUUGUGCUCUUGUGCGAUAACAAAGUACUGCACGAGCGCCUGACAGCAAGAAAUUAUCCCCCCAACAAGCUCACCGAGAACAUCACCGCCGAAAUCAUGCAGACAUGUCUGUCAGAAACGCGUGAAUCCUAUGCCGAGGAGAUCAUUGUCGAGCUUGCAAGCAAUGGGGAGGGGGACGACGUAGAUGAGAAUGUGCGGAGAUUGGAAAGUUGGGUAGGGACUUGGGUGGCGGACAGGGCAGCGGGCGGGGAGGAGUAG